ACAUUUUGAAUUUGAAUCUAUAAAAUGGGGAAUGCAAACACGCACGAGCGUAGAAAGUCCGGAUUGCCAGAUACAGGUCUUUCUAUCGAGGAUAUACGUUCUCCUCCAGCACUGACUAUAGGAGAGAAACCGAAGAAAAUUGAAGCGGAAUCAACAGCGCGAAAGAAAACCCCGCCUCCUAGCUUUGAAACCACAGUCACUGAUAAAAAUGAUAAAAUCGAAGAGGCUGGAUCUCCCAAUGAGUUUAGAAGAAGGGCUGGAACUAUGGGAGAGGAUAAAACAACUAAGGAUUUAACCUCAAACCGUCUUCCAACCAUCAUUAAGUAUCCUGGGACCGGGAAAGAUGUUUAUGUAUGCGGCACAUUCUCUGAUUGGAAGAAGAUUCCCAUGGUAAAAUCUCAGAAGGAUUUUGUUGCCCUGAUAGAUUUACCAGUUGGAGAACAUCAAUACAAGUUUGUUGUUGAUGAUGAAUGGAUUCAUGAUCCGGCUCAACCUUCUGUAAAGAGCGAUGUCAGCGGAAAAAAUAAUGUUAUUAAGAUUCAUCAAGAUGAUUUUGAUGCUUUCUCUGCUCUUGAUAUGGAUAGUAGGUCCACCAACUCCAGGCACAGACGAGGAGGAGAGCAGAAGUUUGGUCAGGAUAUUCCCAGCGUUCACUCAUUUGAAAACAAGGCUGGACCUCCAAUCCUUCCUCCUCACCUUCUUCAAGUUAUACUCAACAAGGACACUCCGCUUUCCUGUGAACCUACUUUGCUCCCUGAACCAAACCACGUCAUGAUAAAUCAUCUCUAUGCUCUCUCCAUAAAGGAUGGGGUUAUGGUGAUAUCCUCUACACAAAGAUAUCGGAAGAAGUAUGUGACUACUCUGUUGUACAAGCCUAUCGAAGGAGCCGCGUAGUGAUUGCUCUUUACUAACUGCUGUUAAUUUUCAUACAUUCAGACCCUCCGUUGAAUAAUUUAUUUUGAAUAAUGAUCAUUUUAGAGAUUAUUUGCCGAUAUUUUUAGUUAUUUUAAUAAUUGAAUUCUAGAAAAUUUAUACCCCUGAGGUCUGUAACUAAUAAGUUUAUCUUGUCAAAUAUUGCAUAUUUUAAAUACAUAAAUACAGUCUUCAAGCUG
Eurytemora carolleeae is the source of this 1112-nucleotide messenger RNA. RefSeq names its product 5'-AMP-activated protein kinase subunit beta-2 (gene alc). NCBI's taxonomy places the organism in Eukaryota, Metazoa, Arthropoda, Copepoda, Calanoida, Temoridae. The record is from RefSeq and is a predicted model, not a curated record. The transcript is spliced from 9 exons. Gene Ontology annotation, cellular component: cytoplasm; nucleus; nucleotide-activated protein kinase complex. Gene Ontology annotation, biological process: signal transduction. The coding region runs from base 25 to 894 and encodes 289 amino acids. Gene Ontology annotation, molecular function: protein kinase binding.